This is a messenger RNA of Tachysurus vachellii, 1365 nucleotides long. RefSeq lists its product as uncharacterized. Gene Ontology annotation, molecular function: DNA-binding transcription factor activity. The coding region runs from base 134 to 1123 and encodes 329 amino acids. The record is from RefSeq and is a predicted model, not a curated record. NCBI's taxonomy places the organism in Eukaryota, Metazoa, Chordata, Actinopteri, Siluriformes, Bagridae. The transcript is spliced from 6 exons.
ACAACCAAAAAAUUACGGUUAGGGUUGGGUUAGGGUUAGAUUAUCAAAUAGGCCACGCCUACCUGAUGACGCAAUAUCUGUGACGCUGUUCUGAAAUCCCUGGAAACAAGUGCAUGCACAUGUCAUACCUACGAUGGAUAAUGCUGGACAAAACAGUCAUACAGGCUGGAUCCCAACACAUGUAAAAAUAUGUUCAGCUUCGGAAGAAUACGUCACAGGAAUAGUUUCUACAGAAGAAGAACUAAAACAUCUACUGGAAAGUCACAAGCGUGCAUCAGGCACUUCUUACACAAUUUGGUCUGAUGACAGUCACAAAAAACAGAAAGUGACACCACGAUGUCUAUGGAAAGUAGAAGACUAUUCAGAACAUGUCCCACUCUCUGUCAAAAGAAGGGUGAUAUAUGCUUGUACGCACGGAAAGAACUACAAGAAGACAACCAUAACAGAUGAUUUGCAUAUUGAACAUGAAUACACAAGAAGAAAAAGGUUCCAUAAUCAAAACAGCAAGAAAGUGGAUUGCCCAGCAAAACUUUAUGUCCGAUAUAUAGAAAGAUAUGAUCAGUUUGCUGUGGCUAAAACAAGUUCUAGAACUGAAAAAAAAGUGGCAAUUAAGGGUGUUCUGGAGUCAUUAAAAGAAAACACCACUGUCACUUCAGAAAUUAUCCAUGUCAAAAUACCUUUGGCAGGAGCACACAAAAACCACAACGCUUCACAAGACUGUCAUUUCUCAAAUAACAUCCAUUACAAUGUUGCUUUAAAACAAGAUGCCCAGAAUAAUGAAAUCGGCAAUCAAGACAACCUCUGCUUUGAUGUUUUUGAUAGUCCUGUACCAUGCAAGGGGAAGCAGAGACACAGUAGUGAGUCACAGUCAUCAGGUUUAGCAGUCGAUCAGUGGCAUUUACGUGAACAGCUCAAGACUUUGCAUGACAUUUCAUAUAUUUGCACUGAUAAAGAAGCUAUCAGGAAUGCAUCCAGAGUUGUUCAUGGCCUUUGUGAGACCCUGAAAUCCAGUUUACACAAGGAAGAUGGCCUGGUUCUCCAGCAGCAAGAACCUGCCAAGAAAAACAGAGCUUUACCAAAUUACUUGAAGAAAGUCAAACAAAAAAACAUCCAGGAAACAUAAAACAGUGGCAAUCGAUGAAAAUGAAGUGCGACAUUCCACUCUUCAGAAAAGUGAUGGUUUGGGAGAUCAGAAGAUCCUGUAAGCCCUGAAGAAACCAGUCCUUCAGACAUCAUCAAACAUCUUAUGUUCUUUUUGUGUAAAUAAAAUUUUGUAUGAAAUUAUGAAUAAUUACAAGGGUUUUCUUUACAAGCAGUGGGCUGUGGAAAAGUAUGGCGAUGAAUAAAAUCUGAGAUUAAACUGCA